Molecule: messenger RNA, 2259 nt
Organism: Solanum tuberosum (potato)
Lineage: Eukaryota; Viridiplantae; Streptophyta; Magnoliopsida; Solanales; Solanaceae
Product: bromodomain-containing factor 2
Exons: 8
Coding region: 331-2061 (576 amino acids)
Molecular function (GO): protein binding
Source: RefSeq, a predicted model, not a curated record
GUGAAAACAAAGAAAAUAAGAAAAAAAGGGGUUUUAUGGGUCUUGGCUUCUUGUAAUUCCGACAUAGUUUUUCCUUCCGAACCUUAAAAUUUUCAAAUAUUUUUGGAUAUUUGAAUUCAACCGCCAACGUAUAUCAACGCAAAGAAAAUAGAGAGUAAGUUUUCCUCAACUGAAGGCUAAAUUGCAGAAGAAAAGGCUGAUCAGUUCCCUGCUUGCAGUAGCGUUGUGCCAAAAUAUACAACUUAGCCGAUCCUUUUCUCAUCGUUCUAAGAGUAUCAAGUUUCAACUGACUAAAGGCUAUUGCUCACCUGAAUCAGUUUUUAAGGAAAGAUGAAACGCCGUCGUGGAAGCAAAAAAGGUAAAUCAAAGAAGCUUCGAACAACAGGUACAAGUGAGGGAGCAUCUAAUAAUGGUAGCAUGAAUUCAGAAACUAGUUCUGGUACGGAAGACAUUGACAAUGAUGGAGUUAACUCUGGGGUUGAGGCUGAGACACCAUCCUCUACCGGAACUGCUCAACCGGAAAAACCUGUGAUUGUUUAUUCUGGUGUGCCAAGGGACAAACCUCCAGGUUUAGCAGUUUAUGGACGUAUGAAAGUAAAACUCAAAACAAAAAAAACAUUAGACACUCAGCUCAAUUCUUCAGAAGUAGUCACUCAUAGUGAUACUGAUAAAAGUAGCCAGCAAGCUGGUCCAGAAAAACAGGUUGUCUCUAAUGAGAAAAUGGAAGACAGUGCAAACUCAUUGCCUGAGGCUAAUGUAACUACCCCAGGAAAUGUGCUAAAAAAACCUGGAGGCAUAAAGAUCAAGUCUUCAAAGGGCUUCUCUUCAAGCAUGAGCCCUUGUAGUAAUGUUGAAAUGGUGAAGGAAGAGAAGACAAAAAAACCAGAGCCUGAGUUACUUCACCGUGAUUUGAGAUUAAACAAGCAAGAACUAGACACUGCUUUGGAGGUUAUAAGAAAAAUUAUGAAAAUGGAUGCUGCAGAGCCCUUCAAUACUCCAGUCGAUCCUAUUGCUCUUGGAAUUCCUGAUUAUUUUGAUGUCAUAAAUACACCUAUGGAUUUUGGGACAAUAUGCAGUAAUCUGGAAAGUGGUGUCAAAUACAUGAAUUCCGAGGAUGUCUAUAAGGAUGUGCAGUAUAUAUGGGACAACUGCUACAAGUAUAAUAAUAAAGGUGAUUAUGUUAUGGAGCUCAUGAAGCGAGUGAAAAAGAACUUCGCAAAGUACUGGACAGCAGCUGGCUUAUACAGUGAUCAUCUGCAAAGUGCCGAAAGCAGUCAAAUUAAGGAGACUACACCUUCAAGUCAUGGAAAGGAACCUACAAAAAGUGGUUCUUUAACUCACAAACACAACAAAAGGCUUCAAGGGCUCAAGAAGCACAAAGAAGGCUGCCUUUGUGCUAUAUGUGUGAUGAUACGGCGCAGGCAGGAGCGGGAAGAGACCACUCAGUCCUUGGAUGACCAAGGCGAGGCUAGUGAUGAUUAUCCAGAUGGCAUGAAGCCCGAGGAAACUUCACCUGUAGAAAGUCGAGAGUACACCUCAUCAAAUAUGGAGAACUCACCAGAGACAGAUGUUGACACCAUUAUGCAAGAAAACGGAGCAGAGAGAAAGUUGACUGAAAAUCAGGACACUUUAUGUGAGAAGCUAGGGGAAGGGAUGAGGAGUGAAAUGGGAAUCCAAAGUAAAAGAACGGGGGUCACUUCUGAGCAUUUGCAGUCAGGUUAUACAUCUUUAGAUGAGCACAAAGCACAUGAUCAGAAGCAAAAUGGGGAGCCAGGUGGAGAUUUGCUGAAUGACAGUCGAAAAGAAAAUCUGCAGCAUGGGGAUGAAAAUGCUGCAACUGGGCUACAGAGGCCAAAGGAAUUGCAAGACAAGUACAAGAAGGCCAAGAUGUGGGAGAACUUGCGUUAUCUUGAAAAUACAACAGUUAUGGAUUUAUCUCGAGUCCUGUUUGCUGAUAAUCAAAGAUCUGUCUGGAAUGGACCACAUUCACUGGUUAAGCGUGGGGAUUCCACCACCCGCAAGAGCUCCAUUCAUGCAGCUAUUUCCAUGCUGAUGCAGUAGGUUUUUUCUUGACUAAUGAACAUGUGAAUCCGAAGUUAUUUUUUCGGUUGUGGAGGUGUAUGGUAGGUUGAGUGUAUAAUGUAUUUUGAGGGUAAUAAACUCUCCCAUUAGAUUGUAAACACAAGAAUCAGGACUAGAUUGUCUGGCAUUUACUAUUCAAGAAUAAUGAUACAACCCACUUUAGUUGAGCGUUUCUAA